UGCUCACUAUUUGCAGCCUUUUGAGCGUCAAGCCGUCGUAGCGAAGUAGCUUUGUGCUCAUGCUGGCAAAGUUGGUGUUGCUUUGUGCUGUGACUGGCGCCCUUGCAGGUUUGAAAUGGGGUUCAGUCAAUCAGACCGACAGCAAGGAGAAUCCAGAGCCGGACUCCAGCGAUUUGGGCAUGGAGAGAACCGAGAUUUCCGGCUCGGACGUCGAAAGCAAGGAGCGGCUUCCGUGGUGGUUGUUUCCACCACCACCACCGCCACCUGUGUGGCCGUAUAACCCUUACCCACCUGUGGGGCAAAUUCCGGGGAGGACCCCCGGGGCGAGCCCCGGAAUGACUCCUGGGGCCGGGGCCACCCCCGGCCCUGCGGUGACCCCCGGAACGAACCCCCCAGCGGUGACCCCCGGAACGAACCCCCCAGGCACGACCUCCGGGGCCGACUUCAUUCGCUACCGCAACUAUGACUUCAAGCAAGACUAUGUCCUGAACCAGGAGCACGAUCCAAGUAUACAAGACCCAUGGAAGUGUUGGACCGUGACCAAGGAGAGGGGGUUCAACGCCAUGUCCUACAGCACCGUCCACAGAGGCUGCUACUUCAAAAAUGUGCCUGUUCCUUUUCCGGGCGCCACUGCCUUGGAUCCGUGGCAAGACGGCUUUUGCCAAGUGAAGACGUGAGGUGAGGAGCGAAAGGCACACGCCUAUUUUUGUGCUCCAGCCGGAACAGCCCACAGGGAAUUACCGCUGGUGGCUGUGGCCCCCAUUUUGCUCGUGCUUAGGCAUGACAGCUAUCCAGCACGAGGCAGGGGGAUUUUAACACUAGAGAUGUGUUGUACAGAGGCACGAUCUCGAGCUUCAAAGCCCGCACAG
Molecule: messenger RNA, 869 nt
Organism: Effrenium voratum
Lineage: Eukaryota; Dinophyceae; Suessiales; Symbiodiniaceae
Source: the annotation of a GenBank genome assembly